This is a messenger RNA of Gasterosteus aculeatus aculeatus (three-spined stickleback), 1395 nucleotides long. Its product is annotated as troponin C, slow skeletal and cardiac muscles. Lineage: Eukaryota; Metazoa; Chordata; Actinopteri; Perciformes; Gasterosteidae. The record is from RefSeq and is a predicted model, not a curated record. Gene Ontology annotation, molecular function: calcium ion binding. Gene Ontology annotation, cellular component: myosin II complex.
AGCUUUUUCGGUGCCACACACUUCCAACAAUAAAGACUGGGGCAGCUAUUGCUUGGAGUAUUUGUGCAGUGUCUGUAUGCAGCAGUGACUUCAGUGGUUUGUCAGAGGCAGGGACAGACAAGUAGCCAUGGAUGACGUAUAUAAAGCAGCGGUUGAGAACUUGACAGAGGAACAGAAAAAUGAGUUCAAGGCUGCAUUUGACAUCUUUAUCCAGGAUGCGGAAGAUGCAGCCAUCAGCACCAAAGAGUUGGGGAAGGUAAUGAGAAUGCUGGGACAGAAUCCCACCCCUGAAGAGCUACAGGAGAUGAUUGAUGAAGUGGAUGAGGAUGGAAGUGGUACAGUUGAUUUUGAUGAAUUCUUGGUUAUGAUGGUCCGCUGCAUGAAGGAGGAGAGCAAAGGAAAAUCAGAAGAAGAAUUGGCUGAACUGUUCCGUAUGUUUGACAAGGGCUACCAUACAAGGAAUGGAGAUGGCUACAUAGACUUAGAAGAGCUGAAGACCAUGUUGGAGUCCACUGGAGAGGCCAUCACAGAAGAUGACAUUGAGGAGCUGAUGAAGGAUGGGGACAAAAAUAAUGAUGGAAAAAUUGACUAUGAUGAGUUCCUUGAGUUCAUGAAAGGUGUCGAAUAAUGGAUUCAGAUGGAGUCAUCACUGCAGCAGCAUCUAGGUCACUUCAUGAAGAGAUGCCUCCUCCUUCAUACUAUUCAUUUAAAAAUACAAAUAACACACCUGUUGUCAGCAGUACCCUUUUCUGUCCUGUUUAUUAUUCAAUUAUUCUAAUUAUGAUGAAUUGUCAUAUGGACUAUUUACAUUUAAAAAGACGUAAAAUAUCGUAUUUUGUCUACCACUUAAAAAAUCACAUUUUAUUAUUUAACAAUGUUGUAGAUUGGGAAAUAAUUGAUCCAAACAACCGUAAGUCUUCAACAGACAUAACAGUAUAGUUGAUUUGUCUUUGGGUUGGCUUUGAAUGUGCAGUCAUGAUUAUUCCCAUUGCCAUUGAACUUUUGUUAAAGGUCACAUAAUGUGCAUUUUUUUUGGUUCAUAAAUGUGUUAAGCUUUUCUACAACAUCAUGUUAGCUUGCCGUAUUGUUAAAUAUUUAAUUUUUCUCAUACCGUCUGCUUAUAUAUGUCUGUAUUUACCUUCCGUCUGAGAAGAUAUGGUUCAGCAACAGUCAUUUGGGUCCCCUACCAAAAAAGCUCAGUCUGCUCUGAGUGUAAUUGACAGGAAGUCCCGCAGACUCUAAGCAAAUAAUCAUGCCCGCACAUGUCCAUGGGUCUCUGCACUUUUGAGCGUAUUCACUGUAAAUGUGACAAAAAUUGACACAGCACAUGUUCCAGAAGGACAACAUCUGGGUCUGCAACUUUCUGAUGCAAAAUAAAGUAUUAAUCUCAGGUUA